UCAAAGCUAUAUGGCGGCGCCACAACAAAAAUUACAGCACUGAUCACUAUAUAUAUACAGCAUUGCAUUGCAUUGCAUUCAAAUUAACCAUUCCUCUUUAUUCAGUUCCUAAAUCAUGGCCCAAUCUCUGUCAUUCACAGUAAAGAGGCAUGCCCCUGAAUUUGUAAAGCCAUCAAAACCAACUCCCCAUACAAUAAAACUACUCUCAGAUGUAGAUGAUCAAGAUGGGUUACGUUUUCAAAUUCCUAUUAUACAAUUUUACAAAUAUGAUCCAAAUAUGAAAGGAAAAGACCCUGUUGAUGUUAUUAGAAAAGCACUUUCAAAAACACUUGUGUUUUAUUAUCCAUUUGCAGGUAGAUUGAGGGAAGUUCAUGCUAGGAAAGUUAUAGUUGAUUGUAAUGAUGAAGGUGUUUUGUUCAUUGAAGCUGAUGCUGAUGUUACUCUUGAAGAAUUUGGUGAUGCUCUUCAACCUCCUUUUCCUUGUUUGGAUGAACUUCUUUAUGAUGUUCCUGGUUCUUCAGAUGUGAUUAACACUCCAAUUCUGCUUAUUCAGGUAACACGCCUCAAAUGCGGUGGUUUCAUUUUUGCUAUUCGUCUAAACCAUAUAAUUAGCGAUGCAACUGGUUUGGUCCAAUUCAUGAAAGCUGUAGGCGAAAUUUCUCGCGGGAUGAACAUACCUUCAAUCUCACCAGUAUGGCGCCGAGAGCUUCUAAACGCAAGAGAUCCACCAAGAGUGACAUGUACUCAUCGUGAAUACGAACAAGUUCCCGACACCAAAGGAACCAUUGUCCACUUAGAUGAUAUGGUCCACCGCUCUUUUUUCUUUGGUCCCACUGAGUUAUCCGCACUCCGCCCUCAAUUUCCAUCUCACCUACAACAACAAUCCAGAUUCGAAAUUAUCACUGCAUGUCUUUGGCGUUGUCGUACAAUCGCAUUACAACCUGAAACCGACGAAGAAGUUCGCAUAAUUUGCAUAUAUAAUGCACGUGGUAAAUUUAAUCCACCAUUACCAAAAGGUUACUAUGGUAAUGCUUUCGCAUUUCCUGUUGCAAUUUCAACCGCAGGAAAAUUAAUCGAAAACCCAUUAGGGUAUGCAUUGGAUUUAAUUAAAAAAGCAAAAGCCGACGUCACUGAAGAAUAUAUGCAUUCAAUGGCGGACUUAAUGGUCAUCAAGGGUCGGCCUCAUUUUACUUCGGUGAGAAUGUAUUUAGUGUCUGAUGUUACACAUGUUGGACUUAGAGAUGUUGAUUUUGGUUGGGGAAAAGCUGUUUAUGGAGGACCAGCUCAUGGAGGAGUUGGUGUUGUACCUGGUCUUGCUAGCUUUUAUAUACCUUUUAAAAAUGCUAAAGGAGAGGAAGGUUUAGUUAUACCGGUUUGUUUGCCAAAUCAAGCCAUGAAGAGGUUCGUUAAAGAGUUGGAUAGUCUCCUUAAGAACAACAUUACCCUACCUACUAAUGGUGGUCUAAAAUCUAGUUUCAUUAUUUCUUCAUUGUAGACCUUAAUUAAGACUGUUGAUUUGAUUUUACUAUAUAUUGUUUUGUAUUAAAAUUUUCAUAACCAUGAUCACAAAUUAUUUUGUAUCAUUCCCAUUUUAUUUCAAAAUUCAAUAAAAAAAAACGCUCUGCUUGUUUUCCCCUUA
Molecule: messenger RNA, 1639 nt
Organism: Trifolium pratense (red clover)
Lineage: Eukaryota; Viridiplantae; Streptophyta; Magnoliopsida; Fabales; Fabaceae
Product: benzyl alcohol O-benzoyltransferase-like
Exons: 2
Coding region: 116-1495 (459 amino acids)
Source: RefSeq, a predicted model, not a curated record